UUUUCAAUAACACUAAAGCUGAAAACAACACUAUUUGCAGUUCAAGCAGUGCGAAUCUCAGACCAAACAGCAUGUAUUGGCAGAAAUCAACCUGAACAACUGGAAAAAGCCCACAGCGUGAUUCUGUGAUGGUCUCGGAUUCGAUUGGCUAGGUAAAGGGCAAUUGUCAAUGGAAGGAUCUAGCGGUCAACAUAAAGAAACAAUCUAUCGUACUACCAGUGAUACCGCCAAACAAAUAAGCAAUACUAUUUCAAUGCUGAAAGGACUCACAAGGGAAAAUAUGGAUGCAAGCUUUGAAACAUUGAAACAGGCUAAGACCAUUGAUGUGCAGGCUAUUGACAGGACGAUCGCCUUAACAGAAACAAGCUAAGACGAGGAGUCUUCCAAGUAUCUUUAUAAGGUGGUACGAACGGCGCGGAUUCCAAUAGAGUACGAAGAGCGGUAUAAUUGGCUACGUGUAUUUAAAUUAUUAGCGUACCUGCUAGUCGAAUUGAAAGAACAAGUUCAUAUACAUGAAACUCUUAACAAGGAACAAACCAGCAUUACUAUGUUCCAUCCCGAAGAAACUGUACGAAUCAAGCUGAGUACCGGUUUAGACAAC
This is a messenger RNA of Rhizopus microsporus ATCC 52813, 601 nucleotides long. RefSeq lists its product as uncharacterized. The record is from RefSeq and is a predicted model, not a curated record. The coding region runs from base 170 to 370 and encodes 66 amino acids. NCBI's taxonomy places the organism in Eukaryota, Fungi, Mucoromycota, Mucoromycetes, Mucorales, Rhizopodaceae. The transcript has a single exon.